AGAAAAUUGAUAUCAAAGCGUAAAUAAAUGUAAAUUUUUUCCGUGAUUUCCGGUCAAUACUUAUCCAUUCCCACCAAAGACGCGUUCAGCUGCUGCUAAAUGUGAAGCGAAACACUCGCGGAACUCACCAAGCUACGCGAUUACUCAUCAUUUAUUACAAUCACGCACAAUUCCAGCAUAUAAAUGUUAACAAAGAGCAAGAUGCCUGUGCUGACUCAAGACGUUGUAAAAAUUGCAGUAAAAACAUCCCUCAUUUCGGAUGCCAUUCCGCAACUAAUCGAGUUCGAUCAGACACAACCGCUCACCGCAAUAAUCCAAAAUUUGUGCAAUCGCUGGGCCAUUGUGCCGUUCGAGGCGGAAAACUACGCCCUUCAGUUCGACGAUACGACACCGCAGUACUUUGUUACGGAGAAAAAUCGGAAAGACGUGAAAAAUGGCACGGUGCUGCAAUUGCGAGCGUCCCCCAUGAAAACGAGCAAAGAUAUUUUGGAGAAACUUCGGGGAAGCAGUGACGAACAAAAAAUUGUCGCUUUGAAGGAGCUGGCUGCAUUAAGUAGCGACAUGACCUUUGCCCUCGAGUACAUCAAGGAGAAGGGAUUGGCGAUGCUUAUCGACAUAAUCGAGACCGGGGACUGGGCAAGCACUUUUUUGCAAUAUAUCAUGCCGGCAUUUGUGGAGCUGACGGAUCAUGGGACUGUGAGUUUCGACGUGCUAUCCGAACAAUUCAUCCAGCGCAACAUUGAAUACAUCAAAAAUGCCAGCAUGUAUCAAGAGAAAGAGAUUAUCAUCGCAGCGCUGAACAUUUUGGAGAAUAUUGUGCAAAACGGCAGUAAGCAUCACCUGAUCGAGAAGGAAUUUGUGUACAACAGUCUCGAAAGUUUGCUGAAAAUCCUUCAGGAAAGCGGGACUUUGGCAACUUUGCUGCAAAAUAACACGCUGGCACUCAUCAAUGCGCUCUUCGUCAAAGGAAAUGACGAAACAAAGAAGAAAAUCGCUGAGACUUUCAGCAAAAAGCAAUAUCGCAGUGUCAUUUUGGACAAAGUUAUCGGCACAAAUAUGAGCCAGGAGCUCUCGCACCAACUUUAUAUCUUCCAAACGCUGACUUUGAGUCUCUUGGAGCAUCGAAUGCGGACUUCGGUGACGCAGCACGAACAAGAAGUCCUCGAAAAUAUCACAAAAUUGAAGAGAAUCGCUUUCGAAGCUGACGGAAAUGAUGGAAAUAUGACGUCAGAUGCUGCUAGAUUGUACAACAAGAAGCUCGGAUUCAAGGAUAAUUUCAAUCCGAUGAAGGAUUUUAUGGAAAUUCCGCCGGGAUUUCUUGCGUUGGAUUGUAUGUUGUUCUUUGCGAUGCGCUACGAGCACAAUUACAAGAAGGUAGUGCAUGAAAAUAGCAUUCGACAGGAUGAUAAAAACGAUUGUCCUUUUGCACGCACAAGUAUUGAAUUGAUCAAGGUCCUGCUUGACGUUUUGAAGAUCGGGAAUGUGCCGAACGAGAGUGGCGGCGACUUUCAACCGAUUUUUUUCGCACACGAUCAACCUUUUGAAGAGCUCUACUGUGCUUGUGUCAUCGUUCUGAACAAAACUUGGAAAGAUAUGCGUGCCACAGUGGAAGAUUUUGCCAAAGUCCUCAGUAUUGUUCGCGAACAAAUAACACGCACACUUGCAAUGCAUCCGCGCACCAUGGACGAGUUUACGACGCAAAUCAGUCGAUUUUCGUACCAAACUAUCACGAAAUUGCGGCAACAGGAACGCGAAAGUCGCGAGGAAGUCGAAAGUACGGCGCCUGCCAUCGUCAAUCUCAAGGAGAAACUCAUGCCGGAGAUUUUGGCGCUCAUCAAGCAACAACGACUGCAAUACAUGCAAGCCGGAUCGAAAUUCCAAAAGCAAGUGGGACGUGCCAAGAAAACUUGUUACCUCCGUUUGAGCCCAAACUUCAAAUUUUUGCAUAUUAGCGAAAACGACGACAAAUCCAACCAAAUCCCGGCACUCGAGGAGAUGAAAGAAAAACAUCCCGUGAGUGAUAUUCGUCAACUGCUCACCGGAAAAGAUUGUCCCAACGCAAAAGCACGCAAGCAAGCACUUGCCUUCGCCAUAAACGUCGAUUCCGAAGAUUCGUACGACUCGAUGAACAAUAAAACGUUGGAAUUUAUCGCGCCCGACGAGCAAUGUUACAAUUAUUUCUGCGACGGAUUGAACGCUUUACUCAACCAACCGAUGGAAAGUCCCUCGGCGAAGGAAGAACUCGACAUUUUGCUAUCGAUGCGCAUCAAAAUUCAACUUCUCGAUACGGAAGGCAUCGAUAUUUCGAAGGAGCCGCCGCCCGUGCCGCCAGAACCCGACAACUACGACUUUUGUUUCGAGAGUUAAGUGUGUCGUUGCGUGAUUUUUCGAUGAUAUUUAUGGGAAAUGACUUGAAAUGUGACUUGAAGCGAGUGUUUGGAGAGUCGUGGGCCAUUAAAAUUAAGCCAAAUAUUACAAAUGUAAGGUAAAUUACAGAAAAAACUGCCAGAAAUUAACAAUAUUUUGUAAUUCCGCGAGAAAUAUUACAAAGAACGAAUGUAUUCAAUCAAAAAGUAUAUAUAUAAAGUAUAUUAUAUUGCAUUUUUUUAAAAAUUAUAAUAAAAAUAAAAUAAUCCAGAAAUAUUUUUUUUAA
Culicoides brevitarsis is the source of this 2653-nucleotide messenger RNA. RefSeq names its product engulfment and cell motility protein 1 (gene Ced-12). The record is from RefSeq and is a predicted model, not a curated record. Bases 184 to 2367 code for a protein of 727 amino acids. The transcript is spliced from 3 exons. Gene Ontology annotation, biological process: cell motility; actin filament organization. Gene Ontology annotation, cellular component: plasma membrane. NCBI's taxonomy places the organism in Eukaryota, Metazoa, Arthropoda, Insecta, Diptera, Ceratopogonidae.